AUGGCUCUAAUGUUGACGGGAUUGACUACAUAUGGUGUCCGUCAGUCGGCAGAAGUGGAGAGUCAGAUGACUUCAGUCGAGCGCAUCAUUGAGUACUCAAAACUACCACAAGAGGCGGCCCUCAGCGCACAGGAUAGCCAUAAACCCCCUCCCGAUUGGCCACAGAAGGGAGAGAUAGAGCUCAAGGAUAUGACUAGGGCUGUUUACAUCAAGUCAGCUAGGGACAUUAAACGGGCCGAAGGUUUAACCCGGAGUCCAGUGUAUUCACACGUAAGCAUUACACUCAAUGGGUUGGCCAGUGUUAGGGCCUUUGGGGCGCAGGAGGUGUUUGAGAAACAAUUUUACAUAUACCAAGAUGAUCACUCGGCCACAUGGAUGCUCGUCACCACUUCUAGCUAUGCAUUUGCCUUAAUAGUAGACGGACUGUGUUUUAUCUAUACAGUCAUUAUAGUCACAAUUUUUAUGGUAUUCCCCGAUAAGUUGGGCGCGGGUGAGACGGGACUGGCCUUAUCAUCAGCCUUAAUGUUAAUGGGAUUGACUCAAUGGGGAGUCCGACUGUCGGCUGAAGUGGAGAGUCAGAUGACUUCAGUCGAGCGCAUCAUUGAGUACUCAAAACUACCGCAAGAGGCGGCCCUCACAGCCCAUGACAGCCAUAAACCCCCUCCCGAUUGGCCACAGAGGGGACAGAUAGAGCUUAAGGAUAUGAGUCUAUACUACUCGGGAUCAGACAAACCGGUGCUUAAGAACUUGAAUUGUGUGAUCAAUGCGGGCGAGAAGGUAGGCAUCUGUGGCCGGACGGGCGCCGGCAAGUCGUCCAUCAUAUCAGCCCUGUUUCGUAUGGUUGAGCCAAAGGGGCAGAUAGUAAUGGACGGCAUUAACACGGGAUCAAUAGGUUUGCGUGACUUGCGCUCUGCCAUCUCAAUCAUACCUCAAGACCCGGUGGUCUUCACGGGAACCGUCAGAAAAAAUUUGGAUCCGUUCGGCGAAUACAGCGACCAAAGGAUAUGGAGUGCCUUAGAAGAGGUGCAGCUGAAGGGGGCGGUGGGGGACCUCCCGGGCCAGUUGGACGGCCAGUUGGCCGAAGGGGGCGCUAAUCUGAGUGUAGGUCAGCGGCAGUUGGUAUGUCUGGCGCGGGCUAUACUGCGGCACAAUAGGGUACUAGUGCUGGACGAGGCGACCGCUAAUGUUGACCAUCAAACCGAUGCUUUAAUUCAGACCACAAUCCGUCGCAAAUUCAGUGACUGUACUGUCCUUACGAUCGCUCACAGACUCAACACUAUUAUAGAUUGCGAUCGCGUUUUGGUGUUAGACGCGGGAGAGAUCAUAGAGUUUGACGAACCGUUUGUUUUACUGCAACGAAAGGGACAGUUGUAUGACAUGUGCCGCAAGACUGGGAAACAUAUGUUCAAUCAUUUACUAAAUAUGGCUAAAGAAUCGCAUCUUAAGAGACUUAAUGCCACACAAGUCGAAGACGAGGAGGACAGGGAUCGGGAGUGCAUUAAUUAUAUUCACAUCCAAUACGGCACUGAUAGCCCGAUGAUUGAAAUGUCUGUCCGUAACAGACAAUCGCCGGACAAUAACAGUAUGAAUGAGACCACUAGUAGUGCGGGAACUAGUGAUACGACUGGCAGCACAUCAUCGCUACCGUCGGCGGACUCAAUGGACUCAAUAGACUCCAUAUCUGACUCGAGAUCUACCCUUAACUCUACCCCUAAUGGGUCAGCACAGGUCAAUUGUUUGCAACCAUGUUCAAUAUGGCACAUCGCAUUGACAUGUGUUUCCAUCGGGCUAUUAUUGUGGGACGCUUACAGCGAUUACGCACGGGUUGUCAAUUAUGGCCUCGAUCAACAUUAUCGGUAUUGCGGGUUGACUUUAGCGUCCGCACUGACACCCUUAUGGAUUAUAACGACAAUUAUCCGGCGCAGGGAUGACAACAAUACGCCCGACAACUUCCCUGUGUGGUCGAGCGGACACAACACCCGCUCGCCCGACAACGGGGAGCCGUCCACUGGGUUUGACCCGUUGCCGCCCCCCGUUUGGUAUCGCUAUACAAGCACUUUAUUAAUGUGGGCAAAAUUGGCUCACAUUCAGCGAUAUGUCGAUAUAUUACUGCACCAACUGAACUCCAGACAACAAUCUAGAUCGCGUGAAUCGAGACAAAUGAAUUUAAACGCGGUGCUACACAAAAGUACCGAGAUGACCAGUUUAAUGCUCAUGGUUUGUUUCAUGGGGUCGGCGCCACAGCUCGUGCUUCAACUCUAUAUCGAGGCUAAGGAUAUGCCACAGACCAUCAGUUUGUGGACUGAGGUGGUCAUAUUAAGUUCAUUAGUAACCCUCUCAAAGUCAAUGGUGUCGUACGAGUCCAUACAAAUGCCCAAUAUGAACUUGCAGUGGCCCUGUCCGGACGAUCGGUGGUAUAAAGCAAUCGCAUGGUUGCCGCAUAUCUCGUGCUUUUUUAUUGGACUUAACAAUAUGUCUAGUAUCAUGGACAUUUGGAGGCGUGACACUGGCCCGCCGGCCACCAACUCACCAAACACUGAUAACGAGAUACCUAUGAAUGCACUGCCGGUCCGUAACAGUCAAUCGGCGGACAAUAACAGUCUGAAUGACAGCACUAGUAGUGAUGAAACUACUGCUAUGAUUGCCAGCACAUCAUCGCCAACACCGGCGGCGACUCCGCCACUGCUCACAGGCAAUGGUCAGCGAAACAAUGGGCCGGAAAUUGUCGCAUACCGGCGCAUAUUUGCGGCCAUUCGCCGACUGAUUACAGGGUGGACCCAAUCUGCACCCCUGACUCAGGCCCCCAGCGAACUGCCCCGAUCGGCCACACCAUUUUCGGACUGGGACAAAUUUAUGGCAAGAUAUUGCAUCGUGAUAUACUUGUGGGACGUGGUCAGCGAUUUUUACCUGCAUACUAAUUCAUAUCCUAUUUCUGACUUAACCUUGCGCAGGUAUUUCGGACUCACCCUGUUGUUCGUACUGUUGCCCUCGUUUGUUAUGACAUUUAUUAUGCGUCGCUGGUACGAUCAGUGGCAGUGCGACGGUCGACCUGUACAGUUCAUGUAUCCUGCUCCUAAUAUUUAUAUAAGGCAUCUGAAGACAUGGGCACAAUUGGGGCCAUUUUACCGAUAUAAAGAAAUAUUAGACCAUGGUUUACAAUCGAGAGACACAGCUAGGUCAUCCGAAGAGAGAUGUGAACACUUAACCAUAUUGUAUUACAAACAGUUAGAAAUGUCUCGUUUAAGACUCAUUGAUACGUUCGUGGAAUCGGGGCCUCAGCUCAUUAUUCUUGCUAAAACUAGCACUGAAUUACCUGAUAUUUUGACAAUUGGAUCUGUGUUGGGAUCAUUGGCAGCCCUAUCGUCAGCAUUGGUCAAUUACGAGUUGGCCCCCUAUAUGGGCAUGGGGUCUAUUGUAAACUUUAUCUGGCGACUUUUAACAAUAAUGGCCCGGGUGUUAGCGAUGGCACUGUUCGCCAGCGUAUUUCCAGUUUACAUGGGUCUGGCAUGUUGCGGGCAUUGGCUAAUAAUAAAUCCCAACACUAGACUCACCGAGUUCACGCGCAAAAACUAUACAAGUGCAGCUUGUUUAGCCUACGUGCUUAUAUUUUGUUACCACGAUUCGUGUGGCAAAUUAACGGGGCAGCAAGUAAUUUAUUACCCCAUCGUGGUCAUAGAGAAUUGUGCUUUAAUUGGCUUUUGGUACGCGUAUUGUCCGACCGGACUGUGGUAUACAUGGCUGGCAUUGUACGCGCAUUUCGGAUGCUUUAUUCUGGGCCUCAUUAUUAUGGGUGUGUAUUAUAUUUGUCUGUAUCGCCGUGCGGUGAAUGUGGGCCAGGUGAUUAACGCACCCGAACCAUGGUGGUAUAUUUAUGCCCAUGUUGAAGUAAUUAAACGCCUACUGGGAUGGGCAACUCCAAGGCAACCCGAGCAAGUUACAGCCGAAUAA
Medioppia subpectinata is the source of this 3948-nucleotide messenger RNA. The record is from the annotation of a GenBank genome assembly. NCBI's taxonomy places the organism in Eukaryota, Metazoa, Arthropoda, Arachnida, Sarcoptiformes, Oppiidae.